ACUGAUUGCGCUUUACAGUACUGGAGAACUAAUCGAUAGUACCAACAGUAACGUCUGCUAUAAGCACGUUUCUCUUCCAAAUUGUUAUUACAUAAAUUUGUAAUUUUGCCAGGUGAACAUUUUUUAAUUAAAACGACAUGUACGCUCUGCUGCGCCGCUUUGCCAGCGCAACCAUUCCAAGUCAACGUUAUGCAUCUUUUACGUUGAGGGACGUUGUGCGGGAGACGGCUGACGAAACCGGCACCUUGUUUACCCGCUUUGCCAAACACAUUGCAGUAGAACGCUAUAAUAUUGCGGAGCACGUGCUGGCGCCUACAAAAAUACGUUAUGUCGAUUACUUUCCUGUGUCGGAUGAUCGCUAUUUUCAGCGUUCCGUCAGCGGCACGCCAGCGGAACAGGUUCCUGCACUCAUAAUACACACUUCCACCUACCGCUCCAAUGCGGCGCCACCCAAGUAUGCCAUGGUGUUGAACGCGCUGGAUGCCCACGCUGUGCAACAACUGCCUAACAUGGAUACUGCCACUGUGCUGGAGACGCUUUACGCAUUCGUUUUCCUCAUGCCCAACUGGCUGAAACGCUUGGAUUUUUAUCAUGCUGCCCUGCGCCGGUUGGCUGAAAAGGAUUUUGUGGAUCCUUCCUCUGUCGGCGGUAAGGAGCGUUUUGUGCAGCUCUGCUUCUUUUUCGGACUGCAGAAGAAACAAUUUAACAACAAGAAAGCGCCCACAUAUUUAGAGCAGCUGCUCACCACACACCUGCUACAGCAUCUGAGCAGCUUCAGUCCCCUGGACUUGGCGUUGGUCAGCAAUGCUGCCUACAAAACGUCCACAGUCAUCACCGGAGAUGCACGUGCACCGUACGAGCAGGCUCUGAUUGAUGCCGUUUUGCAGUUGCCGCUGACCGCUGGCAAUGAUGCUCUAUUAGUGUCAUUUGUGAAAUCGAUGCGUCUUCAGCGCGUGUCUGAUGAAAGGAUUUGCCAGCAUCUGACCUCUAUUUGCUUAGAGCCUACACAUAUACGGCAAUUUGAGCCGCGUGGCAUUGCACACAUUUCCGCGUACUUUGCUGAGCAGCUGUGGGACCACGCCGAUUGCCUGAGCACCAUUGUGGAGCGUCUCUUAGCUCUCAAGCCCGGGGACUUGCGUGCCAAAGAUCUGGCCACACUUCUCUGGUCCUGCGCCGAAUUGAACUGCCAGCUAACUGCUUUGCAGCUAAAGCAAUUAGAGGUGGCUGCACUGCGCAAAUUGGAUCUGGGUGAAUACGAUUACUUUCCGGAUAAUCUAGUCGACACCUGUCUCUCGCUAUGCAAGCUGGGUCACUACUCCAAGCGCCUUAUAGACGCCGCUGAGGAGCUGAAAGCCACGCAAGCGCAACGCCGGCAGAACGCACAACCCAAGGUGGACAGUCGCUUGACAGUUCUUAAUUCAGCCGUGGCUAUAGAGCAACCCACAUGGUCAGACUUGAGCACAAAACAGGUCUUCAAGGAGUCGACACGUACUCCUGACUAUCUGCUUAAGGAACGCGGCGACUUGGUAGAUUAUUCUAAGGAACUGGCCACCGCAGCUGAUGUUAAAGCUGUGGAUCUCGUGUGUCCCAUCCAUGGUAUUAACCUGCCAAGUAUUCGGGUACGCAAGGAGGAGGAAACAUACUACGUUGAGUUGUUGACGCCACAACAGUUGUUGAAAUUCAGCAAAAAACCCACAGCUCUGGUGCGCUUAAAACGUCGCCUACUGGAGGCUUUGGGCCAAAAGGUUGUUGUGCUCAACUCUGCCGAUAUGGCCUCCAAUGCGACAAUAUUGCAGCAACUGAUGCAGGAAAACAUAAAGGGGAGUCCGGUAGAUAAGGAGGAAGAACAGGCGGCUAAGCAAUUAAACCUGUGAUACUUUAUGAUUUAAAUAAUAGUACUAAACAUAGUUAAUUUUCGACAAUUAUACAUAAUACAAGGCAA
Scaptodrosophila lebanonensis is the source of this 1942-nucleotide messenger RNA. RefSeq lists its product as uncharacterized. NCBI's taxonomy places the organism in Eukaryota, Metazoa, Arthropoda, Insecta, Diptera, Drosophilidae. The coding region runs from base 138 to 1874 and encodes 578 amino acids. The transcript has 2 exons. The record is from RefSeq and is a predicted model, not a curated record.